Letharia columbiana is the source of this 666-nucleotide messenger RNA. RefSeq lists its product as uncharacterized. Gene Ontology annotation, cellular component: kinetochore; MIS12/MIND type complex. The coding region runs from base 1 to 666 and encodes 221 amino acids. Lineage: Eukaryota; Fungi; Ascomycota; Lecanoromycetes; Lecanorales; Parmeliaceae. The transcript has 2 exons. Gene Ontology annotation, biological process: mitotic sister chromatid segregation. The record is from RefSeq and is a predicted model, not a curated record.
AUGGACGCCCAUCACCGCAAAAUCGAUCUCCAGUCGCCUUCAGAUCUCACUUACCUCUUCAAUAACAUCAAGGCUGCUGCUCGACAGAAAAUGGAUCUUGCGAUACCUCCGUCAGCUGCGCCCGAAGGUGAAGACGCGUACAGAUCUAAAGUAGAGGAGCUCGUACAAGAAUAUAUAGUUCAGACGCUCACUCGUGCCCUUCCAUCCCUGACACUCAAUGGUCUUGACCCCUCACCUACCCUUCUACGCCCCAAUGCUGCCCCUGAAGCCAACACACCAGAUGACAACAGCAACUACGAACCCUACGACCCUCGCCUCGCCGAGAGAUUGCGUACCCUAUAUGCGGAAUUUGACACUCAAUCGACACGUAUUGCGGAACUGAGAAGGGAUGCGCCUGGGGCAGCAGCGAGAGGAUACGUCGAACGAUUGGAAGCCGAGCUCAAGAGGGAGAAAGAAAUGGAGAAGGAGAGAGAAUGGCAGGGUUUACACAUGGAGGCGGAAAAUCUCGAUUUGGGAAUAGUGAAGCGAAAAGACGACAUGGAGAGGAUGUGGGGAAGAGGGACAGAGCGACUGGUGGAGCUAGGAAAGAUUCCAGGCGUAUUGGCCAAGCUAGAACGAGCGGAGAAGGCAGUAGAGGUCGUGAAGGAAGGAUCUUGCAAUGUUUAA